CCUCCUUCUUUUUCGUCGCUCGUAUAAAGCCGCUGGACUGCACAGGGGGAGAAAACCCGGAGGAGAAGCAUUGUUUUCCUUUUUUUUUUGACAGGAUGAACAACAGUUUCUUAAACAUGGCGUCGAUAGGCGACUUCGACCCGCUCAACGCGUCUAUCCCUGCCACCAAAGUUGAAAUCACGGUGUCCUGCAGGAACCUGCUGGACAGGGACACCUUCUCCAAAUCAGACCCAAUUUGUGUUCUCUACGCACAAGGCAUGGGCAACAAGGAGUGGAGAGAGUUUGGAAGAACAGAGGUGAUUGACAAUACGCUAAACCCAGACUUUGUGCGGAAAUUCAUUUUGGACUACUUCUUUGAAGAGCGGCAGAACCUCCGAUUUGACUUGUACGAUGUUGACUCCAAGAGCGCCAACCUGUCAAAACACGAUUUCCUGGGCCAGGCCUACUGUACUCUCGGAGAGGUGGUUGGUUCGUUGGGCAGUCGCUUGGAGAAAGCUCUGGGAGGGAUCCCUGGGAAGAAAUGCGGGACCAUUAUUGUGAAAGCAGAGGAGCUGAACAACUGCAGGGAAUCGGUGAUGAUGCAGUUCUGUGGGAACAAGUUGGACAAAAAGGAUUUCUUUGGCAAAUCUGACCCUUUCCUGGUCUUCUACCGGAGCAACGAGGACGGCACGUUUACCAUCUGCCAUAAGACUGAGGUGGUGAAGAACACGUUGAACCCUGUGUGGCAGGCCUUUAAGAUCCCCGUUCGGGCUCUUUGCAACGGUGAUUAUGACAGAACCAUAAAGGUUGAGGUGUAUGACUGGGACAGAGAUGGCAGUCAUGACUUUAUCGGAGAGUUCAGCACCAGCUAUAGAGAACUGUCCAGAGGGCAGAGCCAGUUCAAUGUCUAUGAGGUGGUUAAUCCAAAGAAGAAAGGAAAGAAGAAAAAAUACCUGAACUCUGGAACGGUGACACUACUGUCUUUCCUGGUGGACAUUGAAGUCACCUUCCUUGACUACAUCAAAGGAGGGACCCAGAUUAACUUCACCGUGGCCAUUGAUUUCACAGCUUCCAAUGGUAACCCAGCCCAGCCCACCUCACUCCACUACAUGAGUCCCUACCAGCUGAACGCCUAUGCCAUGGCCCUGAAGGCAGUUGGGGAGAUCAUCCAGGACUACGACAGCGACAAAAUGUUUCCUGCGCUGGGCUUCGGAGCCAAGUUACCGCCUGACGGACGAGUCUCCCACGAGUUUGCUUUGAAUGGGAAUCCUCAGAACCCGUACUGUGCAGGUAUCGAAGGUGUGAUGGAAGCCUACUAUCAGAGUCUGAAGUCAGUUCAGCUCUACGGCCCCACCAACUUCUCCCCUGUCAUCAACCACGUGGCCAGGUAUGCAGCUUCAGUGAAAGAUGGCUCCCAGUACUUUGUGCUCCUCAUCAUCACUGAUGGCGUCAUCUCAGACAUGGCCCAGACCAAAGAGUCUAUUGUUAACGCAGCAUGUCUGCCAAUGUCAAUCAUCAUUGUGGGGGUCGGACCUGCGGAAUUUGAUGCCAUGAUUGAGUUGGACGGAGAUGAAGUCAGAAUUUCAUCCAGAGGACGAUAUGCUGAGAGAGACAUCGUUCAGUUUGUCCCGUUCAGGGACUACAUCGACCGGACGGGGAACCACAUCCUGAGCAUGGCCCGGCUCGCCAAAGACGUCUUGGCCGAGAUCCCCGACCAGUUCCUCUCCUACAUGAGGACCCGUGGGAUCAAGCCGUCACCGGCACCACCUCCCUAUACACCGCCGGGCCAACCACUCCAAACCCAGAUUUGAGGGUGGAGAAGUUUGUUUUUUUGGAGCCAGGGGUUUAACUUAACUGACUUAACGCUCGAUAUACUUCCAUUUCCUUAAAGCCGCUCUCCAUGCCUUGACGUCGUGGGUCACGCUGAUCUUUCAUGUGUUCGGGAAGCUGCAUAUCGAGCCAAGAGAGUGAUGCUUUUGAGUACAGGAAAAGCCAAUGAGAGUCUGUUUACUUCCACCACUGUCAAGCAUUCCUGUUAUUGUCUGGAUUUUUUACUUUUUUUCUUGACUGGGAAAUUUGGUCAGGCUUUGGGAGUUUGUAAAGUUUGGAUUCAAGGAGGGAAUCAAUUUCCGUCUGCCUGGAUCCACCUGGUGAAGUGAGGAAGCGAGGAAGAAAGGGAAUGAAGGAGCGGCCUUUAGAAACACUGUAGAGAGAAUGUCUCCAGACAAAACAAAGGAAUCACUUGAUCUUAACUGAUCCUGUAAAUAACUGGACAUCUCUCUCUCUCUCUCUCUCUCUCUCUCUCUCUCUCUCUCUCUCUCUCUCUCUCUCUCUCAGAUAACUCACUGUUUACAGUAAAUGCAGACAAGGAUUUUUACUGUUGAUACUUUUAUAUUCACAUUGUUUCAGUACGAAGCUUGCUAUUCUCUCUAAUACUCUCCAAUGUAAUUCUCUCUCUCUCUCUCUCUCUCUCUCUCUCUCUCUCUCUCUCUCUCUCUCUCUCUCUCUCUCUCUCUCUCUCCUGGCGUGUGUGUCAGGUAGCAGCAGUGCAGGUCCUGGUAGCCCUUCUGUACCGUACCGUACCGUGCUGUACCGUACUGUACUGUAUUCUCGUGUUUGUAUUAACCUUUUGCAUGGGUGUAGCCUCAGUCAAGUGCAUGCAUUUAGUGACCCUGCACUACCUCUUCUUCUACCCAUCUGUCCGACUGUCUGUACGUCUGUGGGGAGGGUGAGUGUCUGUCUCUCAGUUUGUCACUUCACCCUGUCUGUCUGCACUGCUCUCAGGCCUGUCUGUCUGUCUGUCUGUCGCCAUGUUACUUAUCUUCUUCCUGUCUAUCUGUCUCUCAAUCUUUCUUUCCUUUCUUUUAUGCCUUUGUCACUUUUACUUGCUGUAUUCCCAUGCAACAGUUUGAGAGGAGAUGAUACAUAAACCAUAUUUAUUUUUUGAUUGAUUGAUUACAGGUAAAGAUAUUUAUCAAUCCCAGUUUCCCAGAGAUGUGAUGACCCUGUGAUGAGGGUAUUUUAUGUAGCAUAUAUUGAUUGUUGAAUGGGAACACCGCAACUCUUUUUCUGUCUCUGUCUCUGUCUCUGUCGUUCAAACUGCCUUGGCAAUAGGAUGCCCACAUGCCCCAGGGGUUUCGUCUCAUCACGUCGUCUUAACACCCACAUCCCUGCCCCGUGUUUAAAACGACAGCAGCUGCUCUCAAAUGGGAAACUGUUUGAGCAAAAAGAGCCCAGUGGUCAAAAAUGCAAAGAAAAACACACUUUCCCUAUGUUUGCUUUUUUGUGCCAUUUUUUGGGAUGUGUAUUUUUUAAUUGCACCUUUGAUAUAGCUUUUUUACAUGUUUGUUUUUAUGAGGUGUACUUAUACGUGCCAAUCAUAUGUAAAAGGAUGAUUUGUGUAAUGUCACCGACAACGUCCCACAAGUUUAUAAUUUAACGAGUGAUCGUUUUUCUGUAUGGCGUCAAAUGAAGAAUGAGAUUAUAACAUAAGUGUGCUGAAGUGAUGAGUGAUCGUGAAUGUGUGUAUGAAUGAAUGGAAUAUUUAUCUUAAAACAACAUGAGAAGUCUUAACAAAAAGUAGUAAUGAAGGAACAUUUUAUCAUUAAUAUGUGAAUUACAGUGCAGCAAGUGACGGUAGCAUUGCAAAAUAGUAUUUUACUACGUACACUCACUUCAUGUUAUCAAAACUUAUUUGAUAAGCAUUUUGAAAAGUGAACUAAAUUCUUUGCAGGUGAUAUUUUACACCUUAAAGACAAGUAACAGCUCAUCAAACACUGUUGAUUAAUGAAUUUGUAAUACAUACACUGUGUAAUACAUAAACAACUAAUUUUAGUGCUAUUAAAUCAAAAUUUCAAAUUAGAAAUUAUGAUAUUAUAAUAUACAAAAUAAAAUGUAAUGCUAAAUUUUAUUUUGUAUGUAUUACUGAAAACGUUUUUGACAACUACAUCAUCCACUAACUAACCCAGACGUCUUAUAGAAGACGAGCUGCACCAACGUCUUAACGUGUCUAAUUUUUAUCAUAUUCAUUAUCCACAGACAAGAUUUCCCAGAUUUUUGGGUGGAAAACAAUAAUCUGCGUAUAGAACUUAUACGCAUUUUUUUCAAGGGUCACAUGCAUCUAUGUUGUGUCCUACAGUCAAAAAUGCACCUGUGAAAUUAUUGUUCUCAAGGUUUAUUAAUCACACAUCACAACAGCUGACGCAAAGUUUUUACUUUAUUUUCCAUGGUACACAAGAAACGUGAAACUGAUGAUACAUUAUGUAAAUCUUAAAUCUGCUUUUCAUCUCCAUCUUCCUUUCUUAACUUCUUACAACUUUUGUAGCUCCAGCCAUUAGUCAGCAAACUGAUAAAGUAAUGUCAGACGUAGCAAUAUCUAGGUAAAGCUAAUGAUCACAUCAGACUAUCAAAGCUUUUUUUCUUCGUGACAUGAUAAUUGGCUGCACAGAUUCAAUCCCAGGACUCACAAACAGCCUAAAUUUAAAAUCCUGCCGAGCUAUUUGAACGGCAAUCUACCUCCUAUUUCUAGCUACAUGUUCUUCAGUGAACACUUACUUAAUACUUCGGCUUUUAUUACAUUCUCAGUUCACUAAAUCCCUGCACAAGGCUUGUUGACAAGGACAGGACACAGUAUGAGAGCAGAAAAAAAGCCAUAAGUUCUUGAAUUUCAUUCCCAACUGAAUACUUAACUAUAAAAUCAUUAUGCAAUACUUAAGAUUGAAAUUUUGAUCCCACUGAUUUUGUAGAACAGAAAUUACAUAUUUUCCAAAGUAUGUACAUUUAUAUGUUUUGGAUUACCCUCUUAUAGGUAAUUUAAAGUUUAUAUGUUUUUAUUAUUUCUGGUGUUCACAAAUGAGAUAUAUUCAAAUACGUUUAUUCAAGUGACUUAAAUUCUAUUGGUGUAAAUUGAGUCGAAUCAAGCUGCUGAAAUUGGAUUGGAGAAAUUCAAACAGCAAAAUUUCAAAUGAAAAUUUUAAACCAAGGCUUACCAAUGGCAACCAGUCAAUCAUAUCAUUCAUAUGAUCCGAGGGACUAAAACCAAUUACUGAAAAUUGCAAAAAUAAGACAAUUGCACACCUUUAAAGAAGGUUCAUUUAAAUAUGGGUUCAAAAUGAAAACAUAUCGAAUGCUGUAAAAUUUGAGAUAUUGUACAUUUUUGACAUUUUUCAGUAUCAACAUUUAUUCAGUUGCGUAUCAAAUAAAGAUUGUAUUGGCCUUAUUUGCAGCCAAAUAUACACACGGACACAAAUUACUACUGUAGUAAUAAGUGUAUGUUUGUGGUGGUCUGCUUAGUGUCGACAAUUAUACGUAAUUAACUUUUUUUUAAAACGUUUUAUACACAUUUUGUUGUGCAACAAUUCACUAAGCUUACUAAGCCCAUGAAGAAGAGAGUGUGUGUAUGUGUGUGUCUGUUUUUUUAGAUACAAGUAUAAUUUGGACGCAUAUGCUUGUGUGCGAUUGUGUGUGUGUGUGUGUGUGUGUAUGUGCUUUAUAAGAGAGUUUUAAUAGACCAUGUGAAGUUACACAUCAGAUCUUUGUUUACUAAAGCUAUCCAAAUAACAUAUUGUAUGCUCGUCAUAUCUUCUUAACAACGUGCACUAUGUUUGCAUGGGCAGUUUUACAAAGGAUGCACCAGUUCCUUUUGUUAAAAACUGUGUGUUUUGAAAUGUAAAACUGUAUGAAAAUGACCUGUACAAAAUUGCCUUAAAUCUUUCACCAAUUUUUCUCGGAAUUGUGCGAUGCCUUCUUCAGAAAAAUGAAUUGUUUAAAGGAGUUGAUCGUUUAUCUAUUUUGUGUCAGUGUUUCUAUUGCUUUUUAGUGUAUUUCCUUUGCACAAGUAUGAGAAAAAAACUAUUUGUCUUGUACUUUUUUGAAAUGGUGAUUAAUCAGAGAAAGCAUGGCUGAAGUACUGAUUGUCUGAUAAUAUAUAUAUAUAUAAUAGAUGACUAUUUCUGUAUCAAACUAUGGAUUUUUCAAAUAUUAUUCAUAUUAAACACAACAAUUGCUGGACAUUU
This is a messenger RNA of Hippoglossus stenolepis (Pacific halibut), 5993 nucleotides long. RefSeq names its product copine-8. Gene Ontology annotation, molecular function: calcium-dependent phospholipid binding. The transcript has 20 exons. Bases 96 to 1790 code for a protein of 564 amino acids. Gene Ontology annotation, biological process: cellular response to calcium ion. Lineage: Eukaryota; Metazoa; Chordata; Actinopteri; Pleuronectiformes; Pleuronectidae. Gene Ontology annotation, cellular component: plasma membrane. The record is from RefSeq and is a predicted model, not a curated record.